AUGGCGGCCCAAGAAGACCUCGUCGACUUCGAGAUCAUCGAGAAUCAGAAGGAAAACAUCCAGUCACUCCCCGGAGGACGGUCUGCACGAAAAUUAGCCCGCAUCUUCUCACCAAGAGAUACUACCGAUAAGCUGGCCACCCCAUCACCGAAUGACACGAGAACCGUGAACGAUGCCAUCAGGCAGGAAUUUGAAACCGAGAUACAGGCCAUUAACGAAUCAGACGACCCGCUCGAUGUUUACGACAGAUAUGUGAAAUGGGUGCUCAACGCCUACCCGUCGACCCAAGCAACACAGGAAUCCGGACUCCUGCCUCUCCUAGAGCGUGCCGUCAGGGCAUUCCUCUCCUCGAAUCAUUACAAGAAUGACUCCCGGUAUCUGCGGUUAUGGCUUCACUAUAUCAGAUUAUUCUCGGAUUCGCCGCGCGAAACGUUUGCUUUCCUUGCCCGUCACCACAUCGGUGAAGAACUCGCUCUCUUUUACGAAGAAUUUGCCGCCUGGCUAGAGAGUGCGGGGCGUUGGGCACAAGCCGAGGAGGUGUACCAUCUUGGAAUCGACCGGGAGGCACGGCCAGUCGAGCGACUGAUCCGAAAAUUCAGCGAGUUCCAGCAGCGAUAUGAGCAACAACCUCAAGACGGGCCAACCUCACCCGCAUUGCCCAAAGCCCGACCAGCACUGGCUGCCAAAGCAAAUCCAUUUGCCUCUUCGAGUGAUGCACCCGAACAACAACCUCAGCAGCCAGCCGCCCCAGCGGCUGGAGCCAAGAAAUCGAAGUCUGGCAAGCCGAAGAUGGCCAUCUUCUCCGAUGCGGAGGCCGCCCCGGCAAACCAGCCUGCUCUCAGUGGUGGACCAACAAAGGGGUGGGAUAGUAUUGGGUCAUUGCAUGAUCGAAAGAAGGAAAACGCUAUGGAGGCAAAGCCUUGGGCUGGGGAAACUCUGAAGGCAGGAAAGAAGGCAGCGCCAAAGGAAAAAAUGACGAUUUUCAGGGAUGAGUCAAAUGCGAAACAACAAGUCAAAGAACCAAUGCAAUCCAAGCAUGUUCCAGAGCACCGAGUAAGCGAAGCGGUAAAUCCACGUACUGGUAGACGGGAGCGCGUCUUCGUCAAUCUUGAAGCAGUAUACCCUGAUUACAAGAAUCCGAACCAUGAGAUCAGUUUCGAAGAACUGAGGGCUAUGAGCCGGGGAUGGACGAAGAAAAAUUGGCGCUCACAGAAACAGCCUCUGAAGCAGAUAUCAGGAAAUGCUGAGCCUUCGACGGAGAAGCUUGUAGGAAGGGGCCGCGAGAAGGAGCUACCAGAUCAAUUCAAUCAGAAACUUGCCCUCCACGACUCACAACCUGAUCAAGAUGAGAACCGUGACAGCAGAGCUGGAAAAGCGCGCAAACCCAAGGUCCGCGAAGUCCAGGGAGAAACACAGACCAUUAAAAUGAAUUUUGAUUCCCCAACGAAACCAAAGAAAGUACGCCGCAAGAGCACUGCUGAGCCAACCAUGACUCUUCACACUCGCGCUGCUACGGACGAGAUCUACAGCAUCUUCAAUCAGCCAUUGAAAGCCGAGACGGAGCCCGCCGACAGCAGUGACUUCGACGACGACGAUUAUGAUGACGGAUAUACGAGUGCCGGUGAAAGCACAGUCACUGGGCGGAUAUCCGCUGCCUCCAGCGAUUUUGAUGACGACGACACGACAUUCCACAAGACCUUCGGCAACGAAGGGUUUGAUGACACACGGGCUGAAAGCGUUGUGGAUGGCGAAUGGACGGAAUUUACAGGAUCUCGGCAUGUGUCCGAGCCUUCAAUAACGGACUCGCAGGCUUUCCAACCAGAACAUGAAGAGUAUACCGAUGGUGAAGAGACAGACGCUGUUGAGCAACCUGUACGGCCAAGGUUUGUGCCGCAAAUGCCUGAAGAUUACAACCCGCCAUGCGGUCCCUAUCGUGACCCGGAGAUAAUGGCUCAGAAUCGCUUGCCCUUCAUGACGCCCAUUGUCGAACAAACAGAGUGCUCGUUCCCUUCCAUGAGAACCGCCAGGAACCUCUACACUGCGAAGACGCCGUCAAAACCGAUGCCCGGUAUCGCUGCGAGCCCUGGCACGCCCGAGAUGGAAGACCUUCUGGGUCUCUCUCCUGAAGGGGACAGAUUCGCCAGUAUCCCGGAGGAUGUGACGCUGAGUCCGUCGGCAAUGAAGUCACGUUCGAGUCCGCUGAUGCCGUUUCUGAAGAGUAGUCCGGCACGGAAGCAGAGACCUGUUAUCGAAGAUGCUCAGUGCAAUCCGACUGACAAGAGUAUUCGGAAAAUUGUUAUCGAUUCUCUGAGCCCGCCAAUUUCAUCCUACCCUGGCUAUCAGGCUCACGCAGAAGAGGAAAGUCACUACGCCCCUGGAAUCCAGAAGUAUAUCAAGAACCUCAGCAAGCGACUGAAGAGUGGCGACGAGGCCUCGUUCAACGCACCGAUUCUUGAAUUUGAAAAAGCAGAACGGGGUUAUAUUGUCAGACGAGAACUCGGAGCUGGUGCCUAUGCUCCCGUAUAUCUCGCGGAAAGCGUCGACAGCUUAGAUACGGAUUCCGAAAUGGACGGCAGUCGAGAUUCCCGAUCUACGAAUAGCAGAAAGGCAGCGGAUCGUUACAGUUUCGAGGCGAUUAAGAUGGAACUUGGACCCCCUAAUCCGUGGGAGUUCUACAUGAUCCGAGCUGCUCACGAACGUCUUCAGAAAUCCCCCGGAUGCUCCCGGGCCGCCGACAGUAUCAUUCGAGCACACGAGCUACACGUCUUCGAGAAGGAGAGUUUCCUUGUGGAGGAUUACCGCGGACAGGGUACCUUGUUAGACCUCAUCAACAUCAUCCGCAACGAACCGACUCUUGUCCAUAACAACGGAGAAGGUGGUCUAGACGAAUGUCUAGCCAUGUUUUUCACGGUGGAGCUCUUCCGAACCGUCGAAGCACUGCACGCAAAUGGUGUCCUCCACGGGGACAUCAAACCCGACAACUGCCUAGUUCGCUUCGACGACCCAUCCUCACGCCCAGCAGACAGUACACCUUCUCUGCUCGAUCUUGAUGAUGAAAACACCGACCCACGUGAAAUCCACUACUCUCCGCACGGUAAAUACGGCUGGCGCGAUAAGGGUCUCACCCUCAUCGACUUUGGCCGCAGUAUCGACAUGCGCGCCUUCCAGCCAUCUGUCCAAUUCAUUGCCGACUGGGAACCAAGCAGCCACGAGUGCAACGAAAUUCGCGAGAUGAGACCCUGGACGCAUCAAAUCGAUCUGUACGGUGUUGCCGGUACGGUGCACGUGAUGCUCUUCGGGAAAUACAUCGAGUCUGUCCCCGUCAGACGCAGCAGCUCCGAAUACGAGAACUCGAACCCUCAAGCAAUGACCAGGACGUACCGUAUCCGGGAAACCCUGAAGCGCUACUGGGAGCGGGAGAUUUGGAGCGAGGUGUUUGACUUACUGUUGAACCCUGGUGCGCCAAGGUGGACUUCUAUUGACCAAGACGAGAAUGAGGAUCGACCGCCGCAUUUGGCUAUUCUUGGAGCGAUGCGGGCUGUUCGAGAGAAGAUGGAGAGUUGGCUUCUGGUCAAUGCGGAGAAGAAGGGGUUGUCGUUGCAGAUCCGGAAGUUGGAGGCUGUUUUUGCGGAGAAGAGAAGGAAGUUGGAGAGGGUUUAA
Aspergillus chevalieri is the source of this 3660-nucleotide messenger RNA. RefSeq names its product putative checkpoint protein kinase (SldA). Gene Ontology annotation, molecular function: ATP binding; protein kinase activity. The transcript has 3 exons. Lineage: Eukaryota; Fungi; Ascomycota; Eurotiomycetes; Eurotiales; Aspergillaceae. Gene Ontology annotation, biological process: mitotic spindle assembly checkpoint signaling; protein phosphorylation; meiotic sister chromatid cohesion, centromeric. The record is from RefSeq and is a predicted model, not a curated record. Bases 1 to 3660 code for a protein of 1219 amino acids.